CAUUCUCAAACCAUAGCCAUACAUUUCUUUGCUGUCAUAAAUCGCAACUUCAAGAACAUCAACUGUGCAGAACGACGACAAGUCUAUUCAUCUAAUAAAUUCUUCAUUGAGUAACAAAGAGAGAGCAGACAAGAAGAUGGGCCAAUCGUUAUCCUCGGAUUGUCGAGACCGUUGCCAUGACAAGUGCUCAGCGUCACCCUCAGCAGACCAAGAAAUCAUUGCGAAUGAGACUACCGCGGAGAAAUUUUACUUCAAAGCUAAAGGUACUAAAUACUUGAGACUUCCUGAAAUCCAUCUUCAGAAGCAUCUUGGACGUCCCGUGUCCGGGAAAUGGGUCCAAGAUGAGUUUCAAGAUGGAUGUCCGGAAGGUCUAAUAGACUCAAAUACAACUCAAAUAGGCAAGUAAAAAACACUCAAUUAACACCUCCGAGUAUCUGAGAUUUUUCCCUAGCAUACUAGGUUAUUUUAGUUUUUCGAUCAGUUCUUUUUGUGGUUUGCUGAUUCUUCUAGUAAAAAGUGCGAAGAAGCCUCUGUUUGUUUUUUAUAACAGGCUUUAUCUUCUAUAACAAGAAAACAUCGUCGUUUUUCUUGACCGCAGUUUCUUUCAUUUUUCACCACGACUACAGGCUCUUCCUUUUCAGCACCAGUGACAGAAGAGGCAAUCUUUCUGCAACAGACGGCCGCGUCGAUAUUAUUUGCACCUCCAACGGGUGCAGGGGGGGCUUCUAAUUCAAAUCCUCUUGGUGUACCUUGUUCGAGUAUAACUACAGCAGGAGCUGGAGCUCCAGGCACUACUCUAACUGCCUCUACUUCAUCUACGACAGGAGAAACUACGGGAGCUGCUCAAACCGCAACAUCAUGUACAACGAGCAGCUCUUGGCUACGAUCACCACCGCGUGAUAUCAUCUUGUCAGACCAUACAAUUACAACAAGUCAUAGUACUGCAGGUGCAGGAAUUGGAGGAGGAGGUCUACCUUUUGUUGGUGGAGGAUCUCGAAGUCCGUCUCCUGGCACCUCGUCCAGCAGUAGUUCUCCUUCUCCCAACUACACUGGUGCCGCUAAUACUAAUUAUUGUACAGGAGCUGCCAACAAGUUGCUAUACAACAAUCAAGUGAUAUAUGAGGGGCAAUUCAAUGCGCUAGGGCAGAAGCACGGUCAAGGUCGCCUGAGAUGGCCAGAUGGGAGAUGCUAUGAAGGUAAGAAAAAUUACGUUUGCGUUGAUCUUUAUGCAGGAAGCUCUAGAUUUUUCGUUUAAUCACCACCUGUGUUCAACCUUUCACACAACAGUUUCAGUUUCAUCUUGCCACGACGACCUACAGUACCUACUAGACCUUCUACAUCUCUACUCAUAAUAUCUUCUUCAUCAUGUCGUGGUCGUCUCACUCUCACACCACUGAAUCCCAAGAGCUUUUCCAGGUCCUUUCCACAACGACGAAUUUUGUGGUGAAGCCACGAUGGUCUGGCAGGACGGUCGAAAAUACGAGGGCCAAUACGAAAAGGGUAAAAAACAUGGGGAAGGAAGCUUUUUUUGGCCUGAUGGGAGGUCGUAUGUAGGACAAUGGCAAACAGGACGUAGGCAUGGGGAAGGCGUUUACAGAGAUCCGAAGACGAAAUUUCAUAGACUGUUAUGAUAACGUCGGUAGUCUUAAAUGUACAGAAACCCGAAGACGAAAUUUCAUAGACUGUUAUGAUUUAGAGGGAUUGAUUUUGAUGCUACAACAGAAGUAUGAAGCUACUAUACACUCUUUCUAUAUCAACAUUCUAAAACUCGCAAAGUGGCACGAAGACGAGCCUGUUGAGUGGCUGCAAGAUAUUUGGUCUAGCGCUCCUACUGGUUCGUCAGGUAGUAGAAGCAGAUCCUCCAAGUCACCACCUGCUGCUCCCGAGCCUUCAACAAAUGCUAGUGGUGUCCGUACUCCAGCAGGACCAGGCCCACCAAGAUAUGAACAGUCCACGACUUCAAGUGCGGCGAAGAUGAUCACGUCGAACACUGUCACGGGUGGAUCAUCGAGAGGACGAAAUACAGCACAUAAACAAGGGCAAUCUGGUAGUGGUAGUUCUUCAGGGCAUAGUACUACAACUACUUCAACAGGAGCAACGACAUCAUCUCUGAACGCUCCUUCGCCUCCUGAUUUGAGAGGUGGAGGUAGUACUGACAGGAAUAGCAUGAAUAGUGGUAGCAAAUCCCGGAUGAUUCCCUCCACAAUGCGACCGCCGCCCUUUCCUCUGCUGGGAAAAGUUGGCGAUCCCAACUCUCCACUACUAAAUUACAAGUUGCACUUGGAUUCGCCUCCUGGGUGAGGUAGAUCGAUGGAAGAGAGAUCCUGCUUAGUGGAGCUUUGUACAACGUUGAUACUAGCUGCGCGCGGACACUGAAAUACGACCACUCCUGCUAUGUCGUUGGGUCGUCUACCUCGAGAAGCGCUUGAAGCACUGAGAAGAUGUCCUUGUUGUCUGAAAAAUUACAUUAUACCAGAAUAUGAAUAUCACAGUCCGUCGAUCUCUCCGAGAAUACCUCCACGCUUGACUACUGAUCGGUGACCGAGUAGGUCGGCUAGUCCUCGUGUCUGCAUUCUUGAUUCAAUUCCUUCACUUUCCACUUCAAAAUGCAAAACCAACACAAGAACUCAUCUGCAUGCAUCACGGCAAGCCCUCAAUGAAGGCAAAAGUAAAAGAUGUCUUGCUGUAAUUUUAGUUAUGAAGAUUGCCAUUGCUCCUAUGAUUGCCAAUCGGUUCUUGUUCCAGGAGCACCUAAUUCCGUUUCCGGCUUCCGAAAUCUAGAUCUCAAGUGAAAUUGGAAGACAAAUCAUCCCCCAACCGUGCUGCAGUCCAAAAAUUUCUUUCAUCCAGCAGAAGUACAGAAGCUACUAAGAGA
Amoebophrya sp. A25 is the source of this 2875-nucleotide messenger RNA. NCBI's taxonomy places the organism in Eukaryota, Dinophyceae, Syndiniales, Amoebophryaceae. The record is from the annotation of a GenBank genome assembly.